This is a messenger RNA of Anisakis simplex (herring worm), 720 nucleotides long. NCBI's taxonomy places the organism in Eukaryota, Metazoa, Nematoda, Chromadorea, Rhabditida, Anisakidae. The record is from the annotation of a GenBank genome assembly.
AUGGUACACAACUAUUUGAAAGUGAUUUCACUUUCCCUCAUAAUAUUUAUCCUCAAUUGUGAUUAUCCAGUGAAUGGAGUUGCUGAUAAAAAUGAUUAUGCAAAAAUUCUAUCAGUAAGUGCGAUAUGUUCAUCAGACGGUAUUAUGGCACAUAUAGAAUUCGAUCGCAUAUUCUACGGAAGAAUCUAUUCGUUUAACUAUUCAGCAGUAAAUCAGUGCAAUUACUAUACCAAAAAUAACACUAAUGAUAUAUACAAUAUUAAUAAACUGCGUUCAAUUCUCUUUAAAAUACCAAUAAAUGACUGUGGCACUCGAAUAUCUCGUAAUACAAGAAAUGUGAUUGAUCUCAUCGAGAACAAGGUAUACAUUCAGAUGGAUCAUCAAUCUCAAACUCCCUUUGACCGUCAGUAUUCAUUUAUGUGCCAACUAACUGUACCAGAACCAGCUUCAAAACCACCAGAAGAUCACCCGAUACCCAUAAUUCCAUCUUCGCAGCACCCACUCAACUCAUUCCUAUUCCAACAACAUGCCUCAAACAAGCAUGAGCACAUCAAUAAAUAUACUAAUCAUCUACCAUUAUCCAACCCAUUCGAAACUAACUGGGGUAAUUGGCCGAUACGGUCACCGAUUCCAAACCCCAACAGUGAGCAAACUCAAAAAUUUGGCGAUCAGCUGAUGAAAAUUGUAAGAAGUAUUUUUAUUAAUCAAUAUUAUUACUAA